CUGGGAAUCGAAACUCCUGGGUGUGGGAGCGCUGCUCCGCGGCGGGGCAGAGGCCGUCUCGGAGGCCCUGCAGCCGGACCCAGGCCACCGGCGCCGCUCAGGCCGUGCGGCGCCUUCGAGCCCAGGGCGCGGCCCCGGCCACCAUGGCCCUCCCCCAGCUCCUCUGCCUGUGGCUGCUGGUCGUAGGGACUCAAGGCGUGAGCGAUGGCGACAUGCGGCUGGCCAGCGGGGACGCCCCCAACGAGGGCCGCGUGGAGAUCUUCUACGGAGGCCGGUGGGGCACCGUGUGCGACAACCUGUGGGACCUGGUGGACGCCGGCGUCGUCUGCCGCGCCCUGGGGUUCGCCAACGCCACCGAGGCCCUGGGCGGGGCCGCCUUUGGGCCAGGGACCGGCCCCGUCAUGCUGGACGAGGUGCAGUGCUCGGGGACCGAGCCCUCGCUGGCCAACUGCUCGUCCCUGGGCUGGAUGCAGAGCAAGUGCCAGCACAGCAAGGACGCCGGCGUCAUCUGCAGCAACGAGACCGGAGGCGCCCACACGCUGGACCUGUCGGCGGCGCUGCCCGCGGCCCUGGCGCAGAUCUUCGACGGCCAGCGCGGCUGCGACCUGACCGUGGCCGUGAAGGCGGAGGGCGCCGAGCCGCUGAGCCUGUGCGCCCACAGCCUCAUCCUGGCCAGCAACCCCGAGGCCCAGGCCCUGUGGGCGGAGCCGGGCAGCUCGGUCACCAUGGAGGUGGACGCUGAGUGCCUGCCCGUGGUCAUGGACUUCAUCAGGUACUUCUACUCCCGGCGGAUCGACGUGUCCCUGCGCAGCGUGAAGUGCUUCCACCGGCUGGCCUCGGCCUUCGGGGCGCGGCAGCUGCAGGCCUACUGCGCGGGCCUCUUUGUCUUCCUGCUGCCCCAGGACCUGUCCUUCCGGACAGCCCUGGACCUCCACGCCUACGCGCUGGCCACGCGGGACCCCGCGCUGGAGGAGCUGUGCGUGCGGUUCCUGGCCUGGAACUUCGAGGCGCUGACGGCGGCCGAGGCCUGGGCGCACGUGCCCACGGCCCUGCUCCGCGCCCUGCUCUCCCGGGACGAGCUGGCCGUGCCCAGCGAGCUGGCCCUGCUGACGGCCCUGGACGCCUGGAGCCGGGAGCGGGGGGCCGCGCCGGGGGACGCGGAGGGCCUGUUGCGGGAGGUCCGCUUCCCCAUGAUUUCCCCCGAGGAGCUCUUCCAGCUGCAGGGCAGCCUGGGCCUGUACCGCGGCCACCGGGCGCUGAUCCGGGAGCGGACCCUGCAGGCGCUGGAGUUCCACACGGUGCCCCUGCCGCUGCUGGCCCAGCUCCUCGGCCGGAACCUCAGCCAGGAGGCCUACCGGCCCCGGCUCUACACCGCGCCCACCUGGAGCUGGGUGGUGGACAAGAGCGCCCGCGCCCCGGCCCCCGCCCGCCGCGCCCCUUACGCCGCGCACCGCUACCCCUACCGCUACGACUACGGCCCUUACGGCCGCUACUUCCCCACGGCCGCGCCCACGGGGUCCUUCCAGACGCCACCGCACCCCAGCUUCCUCUUCCGGGACAGCCGCGUCUCCUGGACCCUCGUCUACCUGCCCACGGUCCAGGCCUGCUGGGACCACGGGUUCUCCUGCUCCUCCGACGAGGUGCCGGUGCUGGGCCUCUCCCGGUCCGGCUCCUCCGACCCCACCAUCGGCUACGCCAACAGGGCCCUGAUGCUCUGUGGGGGCCGCUUCGUGGCCGACGUCACGAGCUUCGAGGACGGGAAGGCCCCGGUUCCCGGCGCCCUGGGCGCCAACGGCUCCCGGAGGGCCUCCUUCUUCCCCUGCCCCGAGGGCUCCUUCAGCAGCUUCCGGGGGGUCAUCCGCCCCUUCUACCUGACCAACUCCUCGGGGGUGGACUAGCCAGGGCCGCCCUCCCCCAGGGCCGCCCUCCCCCAGGGCGCCCUCCCCCAGGGCCGCCCUCCCCCAGGGGCGCCCCAGUGGGCGCUGGGCCGGCUCCUUCCUCUCCGCAAGCAGCCACCUCCACCCGGGCCUCCAGGUGUCCCCCUGCUCCCGCCCGCCUCUCUGAGCUGAAAGAAAAGGAAGCGCCAGAAGGUUCAGCAGGGCUCACCCAGCCGAGCAUCCCUAGUCCCGCUGCCACUGCCCGCUGGUCGGGAGGCGGAGACGUGGGCCUCUCGGCCUGCCGCCCUCUGGCUCAGUCCCACUCAGCCCCGUCGGUGAUUAAAGUGCUCAGCAGGGCCAAAACCGGUUUGGCUCAGUGGUAGAGCGUCGGUCUGCGGACUGAAAGGUCCCAGGUUCGAUUCCGGUCAAGGGCAUGUACCUUGGUUGCGGGCAUA
Messenger RNA from Pipistrellus kuhlii (Kuhl's pipistrelle), 2332 nucleotides. RefSeq names its product galectin 3 binding protein (gene LGALS3BP). Lineage: Eukaryota; Metazoa; Chordata; Mammalia; Chiroptera; Vespertilionidae. The record is from RefSeq and is a predicted model, not a curated record. Bases 144 to 1898 code for a protein of 584 amino acids. Gene Ontology annotation, cellular component: membrane; extracellular matrix. The transcript has 7 exons.